CUUUGCCGCCGCUCAUUUUGCGGUCCCGCGGGGCUCCAGACCUGACUCCUUCCAACCAUCGCAACCCGUUGUUUAAUUCCAAGAAAAGAAAGGAAACAAAGGAUCAGAGAAGUCCUCAAUUAUUCUUGUUGCUCUCCCAUUUUUCUUCUUUUACGACAUACUCAGCUCUAUAAAAGAAGCCCAUAAUCAGCUAUCGUCGCAUCCAGCAUCAUCACCAACCAUGGACAGACAACAACCUAGCUCCUUCCAGCAGCUGGAAAAGCUGGGAGAAGGUACCUAUGCUACUGUGUUCAAAGGGCGGAAUCGUCAAACCGGGGAACUGGUCGCGUUGAAGGAAAUUCAUUUAGACUCGGAGGAAGGGACGCCGUCGACGGCCAUUCGCGAGAUCUCAUUGAUGAAGGAACUCAAGCACGAGAGUAUCGUCUCACUCUACGACGUGAUCCACACGGAAAAUAAGUUAAUGCUCGUUUUUGAGUUCAUGGACCGGGAUUUGAAGAAGUACAUGGAUACGCGGACCGAGCGCGGCCAGUUGGACCACGUUACCAUCAAAUCGUUCAUGUACCAGCUGCUCAAAGGAAUUGCAUUCUGCCACGAUAACCGCGUUUUGCACCGUGACCUCAAGCCUCAAAACCUUCUGAUCAACAAGCGGGGACAGCUAAAACUGGGGGAUUUCGGGUUGGCCCGGGCUUUUGGCAUUCCCGUCAAUACCUUUUCGAAUGAAGUUGUCACUUUGUGGUAUCGGGCUCCAGAUGUUCUAUUGGGUAGCCGGACGUAUAAUACGAGCAUCGAUAUCUGGUCCGCUGGCUGUAUCAUGGCGGAAAUGUACACCGGUCGUCCUCUGUUUCCGGGAACAACCAACGAAGACCAGCUACUAAAGAUCUUUCGGCUAAUGGGGACCCCUUCGGAACGCACUUGGCCCGGCAUUUCGCAGCUCCCGGAGUAUAAGCCUAAUUACCAGGUCUAUGCGACUCAGGACCUUGGCUUGAUUAUCCCGCAGAUCGACCCGCUUGGCUUGGACAUACUAAACCGGAUGCUGCAACUUCGACCGGAGCUUCGUAUUAGCGCCAACGAUGCCCUGCAACAUCCAUGGUUCCACGAUCUUGCUCAAUUGCAGUUCCAGCAGCAACAAGCACAACAGCAACAGCAAAUGAUGGGUGCAUAUGGGAUGAUGCCACCUCAACAACCAUAUUAACUUCCUUGGUCCUCGUCUUUCGCAGCGCAUUCUUUUUUCGAUUAAUUCUGUUUUUCCUUUCUUCUCUUGUUUCUCUUAUGAUCUCGAUCUUGAAUAGCAUAAUGAGUAUGAUGACGUCUGACAUAUUUAGAGUAACCAGGAAAGCAUGGCGUUAUACCCCAAAGAACGAUAUGAUUCGAAUUGAUGCUACACUACUGCCUUGUGCGAGAUUUUUUUUUUUUUUUCUUU
Aspergillus ruber CBS 135680 is the source of this 1420-nucleotide messenger RNA. Its product is annotated as cyclin-dependent serine/threonine-protein kinase phoA. Gene Ontology annotation, molecular function: ATP binding; cyclin-dependent protein serine/threonine kinase activity. Gene Ontology annotation, cellular component: nucleus; cytoplasm. NCBI's taxonomy places the organism in Eukaryota, Fungi, Ascomycota, Eurotiomycetes, Eurotiales, Aspergillaceae. Gene Ontology annotation, biological process: protein phosphorylation. The transcript has 3 exons. Bases 221 to 1192 code for a protein of 323 amino acids. The record is from RefSeq and is a predicted model, not a curated record.